Phymastichus coffea is the source of this 8511-nucleotide messenger RNA. RefSeq names its product serine-rich adhesin for platelets-like. The transcript has 22 exons. The coding region runs from base 251 to 8494 and encodes 2747 amino acids. Gene Ontology annotation, biological process: exocytosis. Lineage: Eukaryota; Metazoa; Arthropoda; Insecta; Hymenoptera; Eulophidae. Gene Ontology annotation, molecular function: neurexin family protein binding. The record is from RefSeq and is a predicted model, not a curated record. Gene Ontology annotation, cellular component: exocytic vesicle; plasma membrane.
AACAAAAAAAGCAUUCUUGUAUCUCUAUUACAAAGAGACCAACAACUAAACAUUCGCAUACAAUCAAUGUUUCCUCCUGAAAACAAAAUAUAAACGAAACAUAAAAGUAUCGCUACUCUUCUUUAGCAUUGUUAUUAUCGUCACACAUGAUUCCCUCAGUGCCUCGUGCACUGGCCGAAGAAGUGCAUUGAAGCGUACAGCAUAAGUAUAUUCUAUAGGUAUACAUGUACGGCAGGUCAAAUUAAAAGGCAUGCAACCAGCAGCAGGAACGUACGAUUCGGUCGAUCGGCGCAUGCGCCUGAUCAGGUGCGCCGAAGAAAAGGCUGCAGCCAAAGUAGCAGCAGCAGCCGCGAGGAGAGCGAAGGUGAGUGGCGGCGGCGCGGCGUCCCUCCGUGAAGAAAGAGAGAGAGAGAGAGAAAGAGAGAGAGAGAGAGAGCAACAAGUGGUGUUUCUCGUUCGUCGCCCACAGCUGGCGAUGUCGAGGAUGCACGAAUUCGUCGAUCCUGGGAAGCCGACAACGAUUGGAGUUGGAAGGCUAAAAACAGGGAGCGGUAAGUGUGCUCGUUGUCUCACGGCCUUCGGUCGUUUCUACAACACUGGAGCCUCGUGUCCAAGGUGUCGACUGCGCGUUUGCCGGCAGUGCAGAAGAGACGCUAAUCCCGACUGGCUGUGCUCACUUUGCCACAAGAUCGAGCGAGUCAAGUCCAGCAACUGUCUUUCUGCCUUAGACAUCAUCAAGUACAGCAUCCGCAGGGCUUGGACUAUCAACGGUCCGCCAGCACGUUGGUCAGCAGCUCGAAAAUCAGCGGAGUACCGAUUGUAUCGAAGCUUACCGAGUCGACGUCGUGACUUCCUCGACGACGAGAAAAAAGUAGCAGCAGUAACGAAUGAAUCGCUGAUCAAGUCAGCAGCGAAAGUGAUCGCAAAGCCAACGAAACAGCAGCAACAGAAUGAAGUAUCGAAAAAGUCGAGUAUACCAGUGUUCCGCAGUCGUAAUUCGAAGGAGUUCGAGGAUAUCCGGGAGUCUCCGAAACGAUCAUUGAUACCGCAGAGGUACAGAGGAAGCACGGACGAUCUGCGCCGGAGCCGUGAGGACAUAAGUAUACCAAGCUUUAUACCGAAGCUGCUGUCUCCGCGAAAUAAAGAGGACAAGCAACCGCCGCUACCGUCGCAGCUUAAACGACAGGAUAGUCGGGACGACGUGCGCAAGUCUCAAUCGCUGCAGAAUCCUUCGUCUUUUCGGGCCACCAGCAGUACAUCGAUCAGGCUAUUCCGACGUGACGAACAAGAUAAAUCAGUCAAUUCACAAAGCGAAUCGCAAAUAGAGCAGGAGGCAUGUCCAGGAGGCGAGUCCUCAAAGAUGACAGUGGACGAAUUGCAGAUGAUCGAGAAUAAGGACGAGCGAGCCGAUUCCUACGUGAAUAGCAACGAAUCCAAGGGAGACGACGAAGAAGAAUGCGAUAAGAGCGACGACGUCGCUUUAGCCACGACUGCUAUAGCUACAGCCGCCUUCGUCAAAGAUCUGGACAAACAAAUUCUAUCGGAACCAACGUCCGGUAAAAAGAUCGAUGAACCGUCUGUUGUGAAAAGAAAAUUUUCUAAAGAAGAGCUUUCAACCGAUGACACCGAUGAUGCACAUAACCGACGGUGUUCUAGCCAUCUUUCGCCAGAAGCAAGCCCGCUAAGCACAAGGUCCUCAAAAUACAGUCCACGUGAGAGCGAAAGUGAGCCGACACCAGCGUUACCGCGUAAAAUUGUCGGUGAAAGGGGUGAAUCGAGUCUGGCUUCGCAAAGAAUUCGAGAUGCCAUAACUCGGACUCGCCGUGAGUCGAACAGUAGUGCCAAAUAUGAGAGUAGCGGGAGUGAGGGCGUAAGACUAAGCGAAUCUGGCCUGUCAAGCUACGUCGACAUAGCCCGUCGCGUGAAGCUUUUUAGCAGUGGAAGCUUGGGUCCAUCAGCCGGAAGUUGUGACGAAAUCCUACAACGAGACAGUGCCACAAGCGCAGGAGAAGAUGAUCAUGACGAUUACACGCGGAUGGGACCUGGCUCGCAAAGUCGUGUUAUGAUACGACGACGUCGCCAAUUCGAUGCUCAAGGUCCACGAAGGCGAGGAAGAUCGCACGCACGAGCGUGUUGCGGCGCAGAGGAACCGCUACUAAACUUGUCGGAUGAGGUGUCAACGGCGUCAGCAUUGCUAGACUACCGACGGCUCGUGUUCAUCAGCUCGGACUCGUCGUCCGGCCGCGAGGAGGACGACGCCGACAGCAGCUGCUCCGGCUCAUCCUACCUCAACGGCAAUCCUACGGCCAAGCAACACCAGCCGGGCUUGGAGGAUUGCGACUGGGAUUACUUCGAGAGCAACUCGUUGAAGCUGCCACCGCUGCAGGCUGCCACCGUCGGUCAAGCCAACGACUGGAGCUGCUGCCCGGCCAGACCCCAGGCUGGAUUCGGCGGAACGACGCCGGCUGGUUGCUGCCAGGCUUGCGGAGGCUCCCGAAACGCCAAAGUAUUGCCUGUACCCGUGCCAAUACCAGUACCAGUACCAUAUCCUGUACCAGUGCCAGCCUCAUUGUGGACAGGGGAACUAGCAGCUAAUUCGAUGAUAAGCAGAGAGCAUCAAACAUCGUUACCAUUAAAUCUACGCAACGUCAAACCACCAUCGGCUGGUACAUGGUUUUCUUGGAAUCCUGGCUUCGAUUCGUCUUCCUUACUUUUUUCACAGUCGCAUAUUUUCCCGAGAGAACUCUCUUCAUCCACUGAGGCUCUGCUACAACCUGUGAGAGCGCAAGAAAAGCAGCCAGCAAACCAACAGGGAAAACCUCUGGAAGUCAGCAAACCUGAACCAAUGAAACCAGAAGAAAAGGCACCAGAACCCGAAUCAGCUGCUCCAAACGAAGUAUCCGAAGCUUCACCGUCGCCUCCACAACGCGAAGAGCCCGAAGAGCCGUUAGCAGAGCCACAAAUCAUGUUUCAAGAUUCGCGUAGUUCAUCAGGUCGCUCGUCAGCCGACAGUAGCGAUCUCGAAGAUUCCGCGUCUCAUCGAUUUUCGCGUGUAAUGAUCGUAAACGAUGAUUCAUUAACGAGUGACAACGACAUCGAGGAUAACGAAGAUUCGGAUUCCGCGAGGGAAGCCCAUACCGCCCCACUUCGAAAAAUCAAUCAUCAAAACAAGGAUAGUCCAGCUAGUGAAGAGGAAAGUCCGGAAUCCGUGGUUUUACGAAAAAUUCGCACGUUGGAUGAGAAUGCCGAGUUCACGGAAAAAAAAUCUGAGAUACUAGAAUCGGAGGGUGCAGAGGAAGAGGAAAGAGCCGACGCAGAUGAAAGCAAGCUACAAGAGAUCGCGAGUUACGAUGAAAUUUAUCUGGCUAGUAUGCAAGACCACUCAGAAAAUUCGAUCCUCUUGAAGUCUAUCAGGCCGUUGGAUCCCGAAGACUUUCGACGCGGAGAGGACGAUUCUUCGAAUGAUUCAGCGGUAAUGCCAGACUCGCUAGAGGUGAGCAUGCAAGACUUGGAGGAUAGUAUUGAAGCGGCAGCGACGAGGGACGAGGAAACCUGCGAUAUCGGCAGAGCAAUACUCGCCACCUCGUCACCUGUGAUGACGGAGGAGGAGGAAGAGCAGGGGGGGAGGCACGAGCAAAGUGGCUUCCAGUUCAGUGCCGCCGCUGCCGCUGGUACUACCGCGGAGGUUAGUAGCGCGGAGUCUCUCGAGCCGGACGCCUUGAUGGCGAAGUCGCGCAAGAAAUGGCAGAUCCCAGCGAGCUUCGACAUCAAGGGCAUACCAUCGACGCACUUUCUGCCACCCGAGCCACGCGUCAAGAGCUCACCGCUGCUCGCCGGACUCGUCGACGUCGAGCAAGACGCAGCGACGCGUGACGACAACGAACGCCAACGACCGCGUACGCCCACUCUAGAUCUGGAGGAGGAGGAGGAGGAGGAAGAGGAGGAGGAAGAGGAGGAGGAGGAAGAAGAAGACGAGUUGGAGGAGGAGUACAACAUCAACGACGAUGUUGGCGGACAGCGCCGCAAUUGGGUAUCGCCGAACAACAACAAAUACAGGAGCCUCGUCAUGAUCACUCAACAUAGUCCAGCUUAUCAGGCCGUUAAUGUCAUCACCAGCGAUACCACCACACUACUACAGCCGCAACAAGGAUUUUAUUCGCUCGACUCGAGUCUCGAGAGGAAAGGCGCUACGGGUCUACCGUCCAAAAAACCGCUGGCCUGCAAGCGACUACUGACGACGAAUAGUGCGGAGCCGGAAGUGGAUAGCGGCUUGAGUGUAGGAAGUGCGAGUGAGAGUGACGAGCAAAGUGUGAAAAAGUGCAGCCCCGUGCUUCUGACGAGCCGCGAGGAAGAAUCGGCUCCGGUGCUCGUGGCGGCAGCAGUGCAAGAAGCUACGAAUUUCAUCGAGUCAAAGCGGGGCGGUCCGCUGAUUCUCGAGGAGGGCUUGGCCGAUGACGACUCAUGGGUCGAAGAGAUCUCGCACGAUGAAGACGAGCAAAGCGCGACUACGGCUACAGAGGAGAGUUCUGAGGACGAGACCGGCAAUAAUCUCGGCGAUCGGGAGGAAGAACUACGCGGUUAUCAUCGUCAAGCGAUCGAUUUCACCUUACACACGAUCGUCGAAGAGUCGUGCGAGGAAAGCGAGGCGGAACACACUAAUGCCAGUUGGAGAAAACGACUGGCUUCGGCUUCUGCAUCCGACUUGGACAAAUACUUUUUCUUCGGCAUCGGAGCCGACGGCAAUGCGAACAACUCGCGAGAACUCGAUAGUUUGUCCGAGAGCUCGUCUGUCUUUUCCGAGGGGCUGGAUUCGCUGACUCGCGAGGAAACGGCUCAGAAUGCUAAUCAAGAGAAGAGCAGCGGAGAGAGGUCAGAAAAGUACUAUUUCUCAGAGUUCCUUGGGUUGGAUCAAGACAGAAGAGACUCGGAUGGUUCUGUUGGCAGUGAUUCUGAAGGCCGACCUAGUCCCGAAGCUCAGAGGAGAAAACGUUUGGUCAGGGCUAGAGGCACUGGAAGAUCGCACAGUUCAUCGUUAGAUAAUUUGCUGGCUUUACAAAAUUCUGGAUCACAUCAAAACUCCCUGCAAGACACGAAUUCAGCAACAGAUGCACAAGAAUCUCAGUCCGAAGGAUCGUCCACGGAGACCGAUGUCGCAGACGAAAAUCCUAAUCCCGGAUUUGGCAGCGACGGUCAAUUCGACACGGUGAAGAGGAAGAAAAAGAAGCUACGGAAUCCCGGAGCUACGAGUCCGCGUGUCAGCGAAGAUCGCAACAAAACACCCGAACCUAGUUGUGCGUUAUCGAACGAGCUCCCGGAAGACGAAUCGAACGAGGCAGCUGCGAAUUCUGAGGAAGAUGAAGCGAAAACUCCGCAGCCAGAAAACAUUCUCGCAGUUACGCAGCCAGGCGAGAAUGAACAAGACGAUGCCCGAGCUAAACAACAAUCGAGGGAUUCGGGCUUCGUUGGAAGCUGUGAUGACCUGCUACAGAGGAACAACGGUAACGAGGCCCAAGAAGGCGCUAAGGCUGGGGAAGACGUAACGGAGACCAAAGACUAUCAACAGCAACCGGCGCCGAAGAACAUCCACGAGAGGAUCAGACUGAACAGACUUACUGCUACUACUUUGACGAGGAAGGAUAGUUUCAAUAAUUGGUCAAGUGAUGAAGAGACGAAUUUGAUGAUGUCCAAGAUGCGGCAAUUCUUCAAGACCAUGGUGGCGAACAAUCAGAAUCAAUCUGGAAGCACUGCCUCAAGUGCUGCCUCGCCAGCACCGAGUCCGAGUCCAAGAUUCUCCACCAAAGUAAGGAAUUAUGUGCAGAAUCAAAACAAUAGAACGAAACCACCGCAACUCGUAUACUUCGAGAAUGAACUGACGAGACUAAUGAAGACUGUACCUGGCAUUCGAGACGAUCAGGUGCGUGAGAUCGUAGAAUAUUUGAGCUCCGAGGACACCUGGUCAGAUUCCUAUGAUUCGUCCGACUACACGAGUUCAGAUCUCGAGGGUGCAACUGCAGGUGGACGAAGAUCAGCACUGCAAGAGCAAAUAUCGCAAAGUUGUCAGCAGAUAAUCAGCAAAUUCGAUACGAAUAACGAGGAACCAAGACGAGAUGCUCCACCGGUGCAACAACCCGGCCUUGGCAGAGACACUGCCUUUGUUUAUCAAAAGCUGGUGCAAAGUUUCACGAAAAUGGCAGGUGACAAUACGAGUAGCGACGCAAACUCGACUCCUCACAGCAGCCCACCGCUCAUCGCCAAAGUGAUGCAUCACAUAGGCAGCCGACUCGUCGCUCUCAUGCACGAAGUUUCUGAGAGCAAUUCCACAGCCGCCGCGCAUACUCACAAUACCAAUGCUGGCUGGCGAAGAUAUCCACAUCACAGAACACCGUCAUCCGCGUCCACUACCGAAGACGACGACUCCACUUCCGAUUCGGCCGGCGCAACAACGCAGCACUUGCCCCGUUCGAAAUCACACGAUCCACUACUCCUGAUAAACGGUCAUACGACAUCGAUAAGCAGCAUGCCACCGGAAACCGAAGAGCGCGAAGCGAGCGAUUACGAACGUUUUUCAUGGCGCGGAAGUUUCGAAUCUGCAUUAAUGGCCGCGGAUUCGCGUACGAAGUUGAGUUUACUGGCUUGCUCCAGUGAUGUGAGCGUAACCGCAAUGGCAGCUAAACGAAGAUCAGCCGGGGACCUGCUCUUCAAUCCGAAAAGUUUCUCCAGAGAGCAAUUAGACAGGGUGAGAAGUUGUGGUUCCAUUGGAGGUGGAACUAUCAGUGGCGCUGGCACUACUACCGUUAACGGUGGUUCUAUCGAGGAGAAAAUCUGGAGCAAUAGGAGAUCUUCGGUACCGGAUGCUAAUACCAGGGGAGAGUCUGGCGCAUCGGCCGGCGACGAUGACAGCGAAGACGAUGACGACGAGGAUCUCGACUACGGCGAUUCGCGCGCGACCACGUUACCGCGCGGUAUGCAGCCGGCGAACAUGAUCGCGACCUCGACGACGAACUCGCUGCCGCGGCAGAGUGGCUCGUCGGUGCAGAGCAUGCACAAAGCCCACAGCGUGUACCACUUCCUACCUCAGCACAGUGCCGUCAAGUCGGCGCGCUACCGCCCGCCAGGCUUCACGCGCAACAGUCCGUUGCAAAGUGGAGCGGCUGCUUCUGGGGUGGCCGGGCCGAAGAGGGCACUCAGCGCCCCUGGUCUGCAGCUGCAGUCGAGAACCAGGAGGCAACAGCACGUGAGCAACAGCGCCAACGCCAGCAGUACCAAUGUCUCCGCCUCGGGCUCGGCAGACGAAGCGAGCAGUCUGUCGGAAGCAUGCAGCACGCCGAUCAUCGGAGCAAGCUCUCGCGCGACGUCCAGCCGGAGCGCCAGCAUCGACCUGGACGACAUCGAACGUGGAUUCAACUCCUCGCAUCAUCUCACCACGCGUGCCUCGCUGUCGAGCUUGGGCGCGCGUUCGGAUUCAAUGGCGUCGGUGUACAGCGGCGCAGGCGAAGGCAGAUGGUGCGGCUCAGUGGCCGUGCGCGGUGAGGUUGAAUUCUCCUUGCAGUACGAUUACAAGCAGCUUACCUUCGAGGUCCACGUGACGCAGUGCAGAGACCUGGCUCCUGUGGACGUCAAGCGCAACCGAUCCGAUCCGUAUGUUAAAGUAUACUUGUUACCCGACAAAUCCAAGAGCGGAAAACGAAAGACGAAAGUGAAGAAGCAUACUCUGAACCCUGUUUUUGAUGAGACUCUCAAGUUCCAUAUGAGUUUGAACAGUCUGGAAGCGAGGACGUUGUGGCUGACAGUCUGGCACUCGGACAUGUUUGGUCGCAACGAUUUCCUCGGCGAGGUUCGCAUACCUUUAGAGAAUAAAAUCUUCGACGAUCCUCGACCACAGUGGUAUCCUCUCCAGGAACGCACGGAGCCAUUUGACGACCCAGUGACGUACAAAGGCGAAGUGAUAGUAGGCUUGAAGUUUGUACCACCUGACCCAACGCGACAGGAGCGCGAGAGGGAUGCUGGCACACUUGGCAAGACUAAAAAGAACUGGAGUAGAGGUGUGCUUCACGUCCUCGUCAAGGAGGCGAGGAAUUUGCAGACGCGCGCUAAAAAUUCUGGCACCUGUGAUCCAUUUUGCAAGAGCUACCUUUUGCCAGAUAAAGGCCGCUCGGGUAAACAAAAGACAGGUGUAGUGCGUCGUUCGACAGGCUCGCCCGUCUGGAAUCACACAUUUGUAUAUAAAGACGUCAGUAUCCAAGAGCUGGCGGAACGUGGCCUCGAGCUCACCGUCUGGGAUCACGAUCGGAUUGCCAGUAACGAGUUCCUUGGUGGCGUUCGUUUUAAUCUUGGCACUGGUAAACAUUACGGGAAAGCAGUGGACUGGAUGGACGCAACUGGUCGCGAAAUGUCCCUCUGGCAAAGCAUGUUGGAACGUCCGAACUUUUGGGUGGAAGGAGCAGUGACAUUAAGGCCAAAUUUACAUAAUCACGUCAAAACCGGUACUACCUAGAAAUGAUUAUUGCAACU